Equus quagga is the source of this 702-nucleotide messenger RNA. Its product is annotated as olfactory receptor 4A8-like. The record is from RefSeq and is a predicted model, not a curated record. The coding region runs from base 1 to 702 and encodes 233 amino acids. Gene Ontology annotation, biological process: G protein-coupled receptor signaling pathway. Lineage: Eukaryota; Metazoa; Chordata; Mammalia; Perissodactyla; Equidae. Gene Ontology annotation, cellular component: membrane. Gene Ontology annotation, molecular function: G protein-coupled receptor activity; olfactory receptor activity. The transcript has a single exon.
AUGUUUUUAUUCAUCUACAUUGUGACAAUGGUGGGCAACCUGCUCAUUGUGGUGACUGAUUUUGCCAGCCCCUCCCUGGGCUCCCUGAUGUACUACUUCCUUGCCUAUCUAUCACUCAUGGAUGCAGUUUAUCCCACUGCCUCUUCACUCAAGUUGAUUAUAGACUUACUCUAUAAUAAAAAGACAAUUUCCUUCCCAGCUUGCCUGGGACAGCUCUUUCUAGAACACUUAUUUGGAGGUGCUGAGGUCUUCAUUCUGGUGGCAAUGGCCUAUGAUCGCUAUGUGGCCAUUUGUAAGCCGCUGUACUACUUGACUGUCAUGAAUAGACAGAUUUGCAUCCUGCUGGUGGUGGUGGCAUGGGUGGGAGGGUUUUUGCUCUCUAUAGUUCAACUUCUCUUUGUAUAUAGUCUCCCCUUUUGUGGCCCCAAUGUCAUUUACUGCUUCGUCUGUGACAUGUACCCAUUACUGGAACUUGCCUGCACUGACACCUACUUUCUAGGCUUCACUGUGGUUGCCAAUGGUGGAGCAAUCUGUAUGGUCAUCUUCAUCCUUCUUUUGAUCUCCUAUGGAGUGAUCCUGAAUUCCCUUAAAACUCACAGUCAGGAAGGGAGGCGCAAAGCCCUGUCUACCUGCAGUUCCCACAUCAUGGUGGUUGUCCUGUUUUUUGUUACCUGUAUUUUCAUGUAUGCUAGACCUGUUUAA